Molecule: messenger RNA, 1597 nt
Organism: Cricetulus griseus (Chinese hamster)
Lineage: Eukaryota; Metazoa; Chordata; Mammalia; Rodentia; Cricetidae
Source: RefSeq, a predicted model, not a curated record
GUGCUCACCUGUGACGCUCAAAGCAAACCAGAGCCCACCAGCUAUAAAUGGAGCACGGCCACAGGUCCUCUGCCCAACACCACUGAGCCCCAGGGCAAUCAGCUCCUAAUCAACACUGUGGACAAGGCCACCCUCAAUAAUGUGACCUUCCUCUGCAACGUCACCAAUGCCUUAGGGUCCGGGCAGGCCCAAAAAGUCAUCCAUGUUAAAGACGUUGAGCAGCCACGUUUAACAACGGGAGCCAUCAUUGGCAUCGUCAUCGGCGUCGUCGUCUUCGUGGCUGUCUUCAUAGUAUCUGCUGUAGUCGUGUGGCGUUAUUGUCCAUUUCAGCCAAGCAGAUCCAACAGGCGCUCAGAUACAGAGUAUUCAGCCGUGAACGACGUAGAGAUGCGUGACAUGAGGUCCCCAAACCAUGGAACUUGAAGCCUCAACAGCUGGAACCCCAAGAAGAUAGAUAAGAGCCUCCAGAGAGACCGUCCACCCAGUGUGGUGAGCGCCAAAACUUUUGGGGUCACAAGUGACCCUUGCAAAUUCCUCAUUGUCAGAAAGCACUUGUGGAGCCCAGCGUGGUGGCCCACAGCUGUCAUCCAGCAAGUGGGGAGAUGGAGGCGAGUUUGAGAAUGGCCCGGGCUACAGAGUGAAGCCCUGUCUACACACAACAAGCAAACAAACAGGAUUUGAGGUGUUCGGGAACUGGAGUCUUUCCACGGGUGGGAAAUCGUCUACCUCAUUUUGGGCCGUGUAGAAUGUUCAAAGAGCUGAAAGUCUUCGGCCACUGAGACUCAACCUCAGAAUCUCUCUUUCACUGGAGUCAUUCAAGGCUGUUCUCACUGUGUAGCCAAGGCUGGCCUCAAACUCACAGAGAUCCGUCUGCCUCUACCUCCCAAGUGCUGGAGUUAGAAGCGUGUGCUACCACACCCUUCUCCGUGUCCUUUUUUAUGAAGUAAUGAAAAAAAUAUAUAUUUAUUUAUUAAAAGCUAUAUAGUUUUGUAUGAAUAUUUUUGAGACAGAGUUUUAUAUAGCCCCGGCUAGCCUCCAACUUACAGCCUCCUUGGUCUCCUUUUUGAUGAAGUAAAGAAAAAUAUAUAUUUAUUAAAAGCUAUAUAGCUUUGUAUAUAUUUUUUGAGACAGAGUUUCAUAUCGCCCAGGAUAGCCUCAAACUUACUAAGUAACCAAGAAUGAUCUUACUAAUUUAUUUUAACUUAAAAGGUUACAUAUAUAUCCCAGGCUAGCCUCAAACUUACUAUGUAACCAAGAGUGAUUACUAAUUUAUUUUAAUUUAUUUGACUUCAAGCUUAAACGUCCCCUGCCCCCUGUUCCCUUCCCUCUCAGUCCUUAAUUCUCCCCAGACACCAUUCUGACUUAUGUCUUAACUACACACAUUGUUUUAUUUAACUGUAUAAAAAUCUGUGAACUACAAAUGAAAGAAUGUAUUUGUCUCUCUGAGGCCAACUCACCUUAUUUAAUGUGAUUCUUUCCAAUUGUAUCCAUUUUCUUGAAAAUGAUGUAACUUUGCUCUUCUUUGUGUCUGAAAAAAAAAAAAUCCCCAUUGUGUAUCAUCUUUCCUUUCCCCUGUGGACCCACACAAAGGUGGAUC